UUAUUAGAAGAUUAUAUUCAGUAUUAGGAGAUUUAUUCUCUUAUUAGGAGAUUGUGUACAUAAUUAGUUAUUUCCUUAUUUAGGAUUAGUCUUCUUCUAUAUAAUGUAAUUACCCUUUGUAUUCUGAUUAAGAAGUAAUAAUACAAUUUCUCCUACUUUCAAGUUGGUAUCAGAGCUCCCGAUCUUGGGAGUUCUGCUUCUGCGAAAAAAACCCUAGCCGUCUUAUUACGGCCCUUUUAUCUGGUAACGUUUCCUGUUUUGCCACUGUUGGCUUAUACCGUUUGGAGGCCUGUGCUCUUCAUCACCGGCCUGCCAUCCUCUGUUCGUUACUCCGAUUGCACAGAGAGGGUUCCCCGUGCCUUUUGGUCUUGUUCUGAGGGUCGUUUCCUCACUUUGUUGGUGUUUUUUCUUGAGAAGCCUUUGGUUCUUCCAUUCAAGGAGAGUGCAAUCUUCUCUGUUUCUGUUAUUUUUCCUCUUGUUUCCCUUCUACAGUAACAUCUCUCAGUAUGUCUGGAGACGAGAUUCCCAUACCUAAGGAGAAACUCACUUCUGGAGUGAAAGUCUCUCUUCCACCUUUGACCCACAAAGAUCUCCCGGUAUUACAAGGUUCCUUUCGCUUGGAUGGGCGCAACUACCUCCAAUGGUCUGAGCUCAUCCGUCACACUCUCAUAAGUCGCAAGAAAAUCAGUUAUAUUGAAGAAAAAGCCCCUGCUGAAACUGAUCCACAAUAUGACACAUGGCGUGAAGAGAAUUCUCUUAUUAUGACCUGGUUUUGGUACUCCAUGAUUCUGGAAAUUAGCCGGAAUUAUAUGUUUUUCCCUACUGCUAAGGAGAUUUGGAAUAAUCUGGCACAGGCAUAUUCUAAGAAACAAGAUCUCUCAGCUUGUUAUGAAUUGGAAAAUAAAGUUUUCAAUUCUAAGCAAGGAACUCUCUCCGUGACAGAUUACUAUGGGACCUUGAAUGGUCUAUGGAUUGAAUUAGAUCAGUAUCAAAAUCUGAAGAUGAAGUGUGAUGCUGACUCCACAACAUUGAAUAAAUUUAUUGAAAAAGCGCGAAUCUUUAAGUUUCUCUCUGGGCUUAACUCUGAAUUUGAUCCGAUUCGGGUCCAAGUUUUGGGUAAAGAGCAACUCCCUUCUCUCUCAGAGGUGUUCUUUAUAGUUCGUGGUGAAGAAACUAGGAGGACAGUGAUGGUGGAAGACAAAUCAGUUGAUGGUUCAGCCUUAGCCUCUGGAAAGGGUCCCAUAAAAGGAUCCACCUCUUCCGGACACCCUAACCGUGAUGAUCGCCCCAACCGUGAUGAUCGCUUCAACCGUGAUGAUCUCUUCAACCGUGAUGAUCGUUGCACUUAUUGUAAGAGGUCUGGUCACACCAAAGAGUACUGUUUCAAACUUUAUGGAAGGGAAAACGUCCUUAGACGUAUGAGGGGGUCCAAAGGUGCUCCGCAGAGGCGCGCAAAUCACACAACUUCUGACAUGGAAAAUGAUGGUGAAGUCCCACCUGUACCACCAGCAGAAGAUGUCCCUAGCCUUAGCAAAGCAGAAUUGGAGCGUCUGAGAGCUUUUAUGGACUCAUUGAGUAAGCCCUCUGGUUCUUGUUCUCUCACAAUGACUGGAUCUUGCCACGGGACAGAUAAUUGGGAUUGCUAAGGAACAGGACGGGUUAUACUGUCUACGGCACGAGGAAAGCAAGUGUCAUCAGACGAGUUCAGAGUCCUGGAAUACUUCUCAAAUAUGGUUGCGGCACAAGCGUCUUGGGCAUCCUCCUUUUAGUAUUCUUAGGACCAUGUUUCCCCAUUUAUUUUCAAAAGUGUCAGUCGAAUCUUUUCAUUGUGAUGUUUGUCAGUUUUCUAAGCAUCAUCGUUCAACUUUUCUUCCUAGUAAUAAUAAAUGUGCUCAACCUUUUGAUCUUGUUCACUCUGAUGUGUGGGGACCUUCGUCCAUUUCUAAUGUUUCUGGUGCAAAAUGGUUUGUUACUUUUAUUGAUGAUUGUACUCGGAUUACAUGGGUUUUUCUUAUGAAAGAUAAGUCUGAGGUGUUUCAAUUAUUUGUUAACUUUUUCCACAUGAUUAGAACACAGUUUGGGAAACCUAUUAAGAGGUUAAGGUCAGACAAUGGGAAAGAGUAUGUUAACAAGAAUUUUUCUGAAUUUCUUACAAAAAAUGGUGUGGUUCAUGAGUUGACUUGUGUUGACACCCCACAACAAAAUGGGGUUGCUGAAAGGAAAAAUCGUCAUCUUCUUGAAAUCACUCGAGCUUUACUCUUUCAAAUGAAUGUUCCUAAGUUUUAUUGGGGGGAAGCUGUCUUGACUGCUGCUUAUUUAAUUAAUAGGUUACCUUCUAGGGUUUUAUCUAGUGUUAGUCCUGUGCAGGUUAUGACUAGCUUCUUUCCGUCUGUGCCCAUUAAGUCAGGUCUUAAAAGUCGUGUAUUUGGUUGUUCCGCCUUUGUCCAUGUUCACGGUCAUCAUCGGGGUAAGUUAGAUCCUCGGGCUAUUAAGUGCAUCUUUAUAGGAUAUGCCUCAGAUAAAAAGGGCUACAAGUGUUAUCAUCCUCCUAGUCGUCGUGUCUAUAUAUCCAUGGAUGUUACUUUUCAAGAAUCAGAGUCUUUUUAUCCCAAUCCUCAGCUUCAGGGGGGGAAUACUCAGGAAGUUGAGUCUCCAGAAUUGUCUGUUAUUCCUCUUCUACAGGAUCCCUUGAUGCCUUCCUCUAUUCCUAUCACUAAGGACAGUGAUGAUGAUGACAAUGGUCCUGAACUAGUACCAAAUCAGAAUGAUGACAAUGGUCCUGAACUAGUACCAGAUGAGAAUGAUGACAAUGGUUCUGAAGUAGUACCAGAUCAGAAUAAUGUUGACAGGUUCAGGAUAAAGUACCAGCGGAA
Molecule: messenger RNA, 2873 nt
Organism: Lotus japonicus
Lineage: Eukaryota; Viridiplantae; Streptophyta; Magnoliopsida; Fabales; Fabaceae
Exons: 2
Coding region: 507-1646 (379 amino acids)
Source: RefSeq, a predicted model, not a curated record